Molecule: messenger RNA, 6225 nt
Organism: Trichosurus vulpecula (common brushtail)
Lineage: Eukaryota; Metazoa; Chordata; Mammalia; Diprotodontia; Phalangeridae
Gene: IGF2
Product: insulin like growth factor 2
Exons: 4
Coding region: 924-1604 (226 amino acids)
Cellular component (GO): extracellular region
Molecular function (GO): growth factor activity; hormone activity
Source: RefSeq, a predicted model, not a curated record
UCUCCUCCUGGACGGAGCAGGUAGUCGGGGAUCCGCAGCGUCGGCUCACCAUCUCCGCGUCGCCGCCGCCUUUCCAUCCCAUCCGACGACGUGGGCGCUGCCCUCGCCUCACUUUCCAUCCUGCAGGCGCCCGGCGCCCCUCCGUCAAUCAACGUCCUCCCCCCUCCCCCUCCCCUUCCCCCUCCUUUUUUUUUUUUUGCUGCUAAUUGGGGCCUCUGUGCGGAACGCCAAACUGCCUUUUCCUUAACUACCUCAGCUCUCAGCCCAUUCCACCUCCCUUAAAGGGAAAAGGCAGGUUCCGCCUCCAAAGGUCUCAUCUCCUUCCCCGCCCUCAGUCCGCCCCACAGGAUCCCCCAAAUUGCAGCCCAUUCUCUUUCUAGCCUGACUCCGGAGGCGGAGGAUUCAGGCUCUCGGGGACCUUAGUAUAAGGCGUCCCUCCGACGUGGGAGGCAGUUUGGUCCCCUUCCCUUGCCCUUAGCUUCAAUUGCUCGGUCUUCCCUUCCCCACCCCUCGCACCCUUCGCCCUUUCACCCUGUUCUCCUUCCUAAGUGCCCCCCGGUCCUCCCCGCCCUGAUCGGCCCGCCCCUGUCUGCCCGCACCCUCGGCCCUCGCCUUCUAGCUCUGUCUCCUUUCCUCUCACCCCUCUGUCCCCUCUGGCUUCGCUCGCUCGCUCGCACGCCGCUCUCGCUCACUCUGUCGCCUGUGCGCUGUCCUCUUGACUGUCUUCUGCUACUUCUGUCCACUGUUCUUCAAAACCCUCUUCACUAUCUCCCCAAACUCAUCCAAAAACAACAAGUCAACCCGCCCCGCCCCAAAGCCCGUCCACUCGAAUUAAAAAAAAAAAGACAAAAAAAAAAAAACCCUAACUACGCCCCCAAUAUAAAAAGCCAGAACCAGCCUGACCCGAAUCCAAAAUUAGACCAAUGAUGAGAUUUCGUCAGCGCGGGAACAUGGCAAGAGGAGUCGCUUCAGGGUCGGCGGACGCGAGUGUCAGCACCCUACAACAGUCCCGCAGCAAGGAGGUGGGGAGUAGCAGCAGCAGCUUUGAGAUGGGUUUCCCAAUGAAGAAGAUGUUGCUGUUAUCACUCACCUUUUUGGCCUUUGCCUCGUGCUGCAACGCUGCUUAUCGCCCCAGUGAGACCCUUUGUGGUGGGGAGCUGGUAGACACUCUCCAGUUUGUGUGUGGCGACCGCGGCUUCUAUUUCAGCCUUCCUGGCAGGCCUCUGAGCCGUGUGAGCCGUCGUCUGAAUCGUGGCAUCGUGGAAGAGUGUUGCUUCCGCAGCUGUGAUCUGGCCCUGCUGGAGACCUACUGUGCCACCCCCGCCAAGUCCGAGCGAGACCUGUCAGCCUCUAUGAUGGUGCUCCCGGAAAACUUCCCCAGAUUCCCUGUGGGUAAGUUCUUCAGACUUGACACCUGGCAGAAGUCAGCCCGUCGCCUCCGGAGGGGCCUGCCUGCCCUCCUCCGUGCCCGCAGGGACCGGCUGAGAGCCCAGGCGCUGGAAGCGAUCAGAGAGGCCAAGCGUCACCGUCCCCUGAUCACCCUGCCCAGCGAAGACCCCAUCCGCAAGGAUGCCUCAUCUGAAAAACCCGCCAAUCAGAAGUAACCUGGGUGCCUGCCCUUCUGCCCCGGGAUCAGAUUCCUCUUCAUCCGUGCUCUCUCUUCUUUUCUCUUGAUAAAUUCGGCCUCUAUUCUUCCAAAGGUUUUUCUUCCAUGAUUCCCCGCUCCCCCACCCUCGCCGUAUACCACCUCAUCCCCUCUCCCCCCAUCCCUUGAAGCCAAGGGGCUUUGAGUAGCUGCCUCCCUGGUCAUCUCUAGGCAGCAUCUGACCACUACCCUAACACCAACAGUGUGGGCCGCCAUGCUUUCCGGGGCCUUGGCUUCACCCCGCUAUCACAUCUAUAGGAUGAGCCCAACACCCAAAGUCCCCAUGGGCUCAGCUAACUCACCAGCUUCCCCUCCUCUCCACCCACGCUCCUCAGUCAGAUUGGCCUUGGACUGUGUGACGUGGACUCCCACGGCAGGCAGCAGCAGGAGAGGGCCUCGCUCCCAACAGAGGCCAUGGGGUGCUGUGCCUCGGAAGGGAGCUCCCAGCGCCCAUUCCGCUGGGAGCUCAGCCAGGGAACGGGGACCCUGAGCCUCGCCUAUAGAUGUGAUGUCUCCCUACCCUACACUACUCAUCGGCACAUUCCAAAACUCAACCCCCAAACCACCCCGUUUUUUUGAACCAACCUCAUGCUCUCUUCUCCUUUCCCACAACCUACCAUCACUGAGGAGGAAUCCCCAGCCGACAGUCCAUUUGCAGGUUUCUGGUUCACUCACUUUUCUGCCUAACUACAAUAUUCCGUGCCUACUUGCACCUUUUAAUCAUCGCAAAGUGAGAGAGAGGCAGAGUAGGAUACACUAGAGAAUGGAGCAGACAGGUUGGGGUCCCCGUCCCCCAGGAGAGGGUGUCCAGCUGCCUUUUCCGGGGUUCACCUCAGUCUAGCCCAGGCCUAGACCUCAAGUCAUCUUUUGGCAGAAGAGCUCCAUCCGGCUGACCCCUCUUUUGGGUGGCGUCAUCUAGGGGGACCCUGGUGCUCCUCCAUCAGUGUGUUUAUGGUGCUAAAGCGAGUUGGCGGGGACAGAGACAGACGGGAAGGAACACCUCAUCAGGGAAGGGCGAGAGGGCGAAUCCUGACCGACCUGGCAGCCGACUUUUCGCCUGUUGAAAAGUAGGAGAAUGCCGUUCUUCCGUCCUGGUUCCGAGGCACACGGUUUGGUGAACUCUCCCCCACUUUCCUCAUCACACAGACAUGAGCACACACACACAUGCAUGCACCCACACUCACAUCCAGGCAUGUGCCUUCACUCCCCAACACGCUGCACCCACACACGUACACACUCACACAUUUCUAUGAAGAGUUCCCAAACUCUGGCAGACACCCCCAGGUUUGUGCCCUCGGGAUCUGGCAUUCUCAGGCUUCCCUGGCAGAUGGUUCACCCUCUCGGACUUCCGCCUUCCCCUCAGAGCUCCCGCCAACCCCCCUUCUCUCUCACAGCAGGUAGCUUUUUUAAUUUUUUCCAUAGCUUUCUUCAGUGCCGCUCUGUGUCAUCCUCUACCUACCAAAAUCAGUCCCUUGGCCUCCAUUUUUUUCUCCCUUCCCCGCCCCCACCCCCAGCGCCUCUAGUCCCCUCCCCCCAUUCCUUCCCUGGCCCUGCCCCUUCUCGAAAGGUGGUGGGCACGGUCAGGCUGAGGGUGGGGAGGAGGGAGGAAUCCUGUUUUUAAGCCUAGUUUUCUUAAGGGUAGGAUUCCUCCUCUUGGGGCGACCACAAAAGCCAGAGCUGGGGGUGGCAAGAGGCUCCACUGUUCUGAUUCGGACCAUUUGGCUUCCCAUUUGGCCAGCUGGCUCCCCUGUCCAGCAGGCCCAGCCUGAGGAGGCAUUACCUCCUGGGGGUGCGCUCUGGCCAGCCGUCCUCCUGUGGGGAGGGCAGGCCGGAGUGAGAACCAGAACCCUGCCCCUCGCCUGGGCUUCCAAAUCUAACCUCCCAAAUAGCCAGACAGUCAACCAACCACCUUCCGCCCUCCUCUGCCCCAGUCCAAGGGGAGGCUCACAGUCUCCCUCUCAGCUCCUGGGUUCACUUUCUGUCUGUUUCUCAGUAACCGUGCAUCAUUGAGCCAAUAUAUGCCCUGAACAGAACGGCACUCCAAUCAGCAAGCCACAGACACGUACAACAACCAAAAACCUGGGGGAAGAUCAGCUCCUUUAUUUAUUUGGUAACGGAGGGAUACAUAUGUGUUCGAGGAAUGAGAUUGGUCCAAAGCCGAGGUGGGGGAGGAGGACCCCUGGCUCCUCCAGUCAGGCCCUUCAGCCACCAGCAGCCACCUGACGCUUCAUCCAGGUCCCCUUCCAGCUCCUCUCCAAAGACAGCUCCCUGCUCAAAAAACCAGGUCUGGGGAGCAUGCGCAGGAGCGGAACAGGGAUGAAGCAGGGGGAAGGAAAGAGUGGGGGUGCAUGGGGGUGGGGAUGUCUUUUUUUUUUUUUUGGAAGAGCGGGAAAUCAGAGAGAGUCAUGAAUGAAUGGCAGAAUGCAGGUCUAAAACCCAGGAGAGCAAAUUUUCAAAUUUAUAUCAACUUUUUUCUCACUGGGGUAUAUUUUCCUUCUCUCUUUUUUAAGGCAACGUAGUUUUGCUUUAAGGCAGGCACCAAACAGCUUGGAUAGUUUUUGCUUUGAACCAAAAAAAUAAUAAAAAUAAAAAUAAAAGCAAAAAAAAUUUAAAACACUAAAAAAGCCCAAAAAAAGGGGAGGCUUCAAAAAAGCCCUGGAGAUCCUCCACACCAUCUCCAGUGAAGGGUGUGAAGCGUCACCAGGCCCCUUCCAGAGGAUCUCUCUCCUGCCUCCUCAUAUAUCCACAUAUAAUCCUUUUUUUCUUAUUAACCUUAAUUAAGCUGAGAGCCAGUCCUGGAGGGGGGGCCAUCUCCCUCGAAGAUACCAGGAAGGGGAUGUCCCAUAGAGUGACAGCCCAGGCCUCCUCCAGCGCCUGUUUCCCGUGGAGCAAGGGCCCCCAGAGUCCUGCUGGGCAUUUCUUCUUCUUUUCCUCUUCUUUUCCUUUAUCGCUUUCUCCAGCACUUUGGGCUGAGAGCGCGGGUGGGGCGCCAUAUUGAUCUAUGUGUGACAGGGGAAUAUUGUUACUAUCCUGUUCGUAAGGGGGAGGGGGCAGAUGAUGAGAGUUGGGGGUCCCCGCCUUGGAAUGGUCCUACCAAGGUCAGGAACUGGGGAGCAGAGCUGAGCUUCUGGGUGCCUGCAGAGCCACUUCCCGGUGGGUGGUGAUGGAUCUCAUCACCCAGCCUGCAUGCCAGAAGGGUUGGGGGGCUGCAGGCAGGAAGGCUUCCAUUCUGUCGAGGAGAAAAGUGGCUCUCCUUUCAUGUCCUUUUUCAAGGCCUUAGGGACACAGCUCUUUCUAGCUCCCCACUCAACUCUCUCCCCAGCCUCCCCCAUUCCAACCCAGAGACACUGCUUCAGUCUCUUGUGAAAGUGCUUUGGUGGGAGAGAUCACGUCUGACAGUUGGUCACACCGUGGUUGGUCAGCAGGUUUCCUAGGACCCACAUAUCUACGGGUUUAGUGGCCAGGCCACCAGCUCCAAGGUCGAUAGGAGGGUGACUGGACUAAAAGGUUUCCCAACCCACCUUGGCUUUUAGUUCAGCCACUCUGCCAGAAAUUGUCUUCAACCAGCUUAGAGACCCAAAAUAAUCAACCUUGUGGGUUUCUUGGAGAGAGAGCCCUCUGGGGCCUCCUGCUAACCCCCAAAUAGAUGGCAGACACAUUUUAAAAACCUUGAUAAUGGGAAUGGUGGAGAGCGAUCUAAAUUGACCAGUCACAUACUUAUUAAAAUGUAAUUUUAUCCAAUCAAAUGUCUCAGCAAAAUCUCGGCAUCAAUUGCGCACCAAUUGGCUUCUUCUAAACCUAAUUAAAAUAAGAACCAAAACCAUCUCUUUGCUGAGGCACCUACCAUGUUAUCUAAAUUUGGAAUAUUUGAACUUCAAUUGGGCAUCAUCGGGUUAUGAAUUGGCUUCUGAAAACCUAAGAAAAUGCAUUUUUUAAAACUCUGCUGAGGUAGCAACAACCUUGGUGAAAUUAGAAUUGGGACACCAACUGGCUUCUAAAAGGCAAGACAAUUUUUAACAAAAGCAAUUCCAAAACUCUGUCCUUGGGCUGCUCCUCCAGCCAAGCAGAGCCCAGGGCAGAAGCACUACCAAUUCCUGGCAUCAUCUGGUGUCCUUGAGGCUGCCCCAUCUCCCACCUGGGCAGUUGCUCACUAAGGGGUUAGUCGCCCUUGGCCACCAUCGGCUAUGCCUUGCUGACCAGAGAAGCUUCAUUUCAGUGUGUUGCCCCACCCAGGGCCAUCCCAAGAUCAUGGCACUCUCUGCUGUCUUGACAUCCCCAGAUCGGACCCCUUCAUCUCCACCCUGGUCUUUGAUGGGUUUCCCCAGAUGCUUCUGGAUGACCCAAAGGGAGGGGUCCUUUCCUCUCCUGGCUUUGUCAUCACUCAAAGACCAUUAAACCUGGGGGUCCAAUACUUGUUAUUGGCUUCUGUUUUGUACAACAGGGGGUGGGGGGAGAUAUUGUAUCCAGGCUGAUGGAUUCAUUUAUGUAUGCUCAGCUUAAUUAAUAUGCAAAACUCUCUCUUCUCAAGUUUUGCAAAUAUUAUAACUUGCAUUAUCAAUAAAGCAACCACUUAUUCUUGC